AUGGAGACCCACAAGGAGCGAAAUACCUUCAAUUUCAAGGAAUAUAUGAUUGAAAAGGCCAAUUAUGUGAACAAGGCAAUGGAUGAAGCUGUUUCGGUGAAGAACCCACCAAAGAUUCACGAAGCAAUGCGGUAUUCUUUGUUGGCAGGUGGCAAGAGGGUGCGCCCAAUGUUAUGUAUCGCCGCUUGUGAGCUGGUGGGAGGCCACCAGUCCGCCGCCAUGCCUGCCGCCUGUGCGGUGGAAAUGAUCCACACUAUGUCACUUAUUCACGAUGAUUUGCCCUGUAUGGAUAACGAUGAUCUUCGCCGUGGAAAGCCCACUAAUCAUAAAGUAUUCGGCGAGGAUGUGGCGGUUCUCGCCGGCGAUUCCUUAUUGGCCUUCGCCUUCGAAUUUAUCGUCACGGCUGCCAAUAUGGUACCACCAAAUCGGGUUCUGGAGGCAGUCGGAGAAUUGGCCAAGGCCAUUGGUACAGAAGGACUGGUGGCAGGCCAAGUAGUGGAUUUAAGCUGUACUGGGAACAAUACAAAUGUUGGUUUGCCCCAAUUAGAAUUCAUUCACAUUCACAAAACUGCUGCUUUAUUAGAAGCAUCAGUUGUUUUGGGUGCAAUUCUUGGGGGUGGAUCUGAUGAACAAGUCGAAAAAUUACGAACAUUUGCCAGGAAAAUCGGUUUGUUGUUUCAAGUGGUGGAUGAUAUACUGGACGUGACAAAAUCCUCAGAAGAACUGGGAAAAACUGCAGGGAAAGAUUUGAUGGCUGAUAAGGCAACUUAUCCCAAAUUGUUGGGAUUAGAUCAGGCUAGGGAAUUUGCUGAGAAAUUGAACGAGGAGGCUAAAGAACAAUUGGCGGAGUUUGAUUCGGAUAAGGCAGCUCCAUUGAUUGCUUUGGCUGAUUACAUUGCUCAUAGGCAGAACUAG
This is a messenger RNA of Fraxinus pennsylvanica, 915 nucleotides long. The record is from the annotation of a GenBank genome assembly. NCBI's taxonomy places the organism in Eukaryota, Viridiplantae, Streptophyta, Magnoliopsida, Lamiales, Oleaceae.